UAAGCCGGUCUUCCAUUUUGUAUCGAUGUGUGAAAAUUUAGGAAUCUUGGGUACCAUUGAGGAAAUUCGAUACACUUCAGGUCUCAUCCAUCAAGAUGUUUCGCAAGAAGAGUGUAAAGGGUGAUGUUCAUACAGAGUAUCAAUGUUCAAUUCGGUUUCUGGACGACUCGGAACCCCUCAGUCUAAGUUUUAAGAAGGACACCCAUGGACAAGAACUGUUUGAUCAAGUGUGUAAUAAACUGAACUUGGUGGAAAAGGAUUACUUUGGCCUGAGAUACGUAGAAGAUAAACAAAGGCAUUGGCUGGAUCCUUUAAAAUCGGUGUACAAACAGCUGAAAGGUGUAAAUCCAUGUGUUUUGUGUUUUCGAGUGAAGUUUUACCCUUCAGAUCCUUCCAAGUUACAUGAAGAAAUAACCAGAUACUACUUGUUCCUACAACUGAGACGUGACCUACACCAUGGCCGCCUGCUCUGUUCACAGGCUGAUGCUCUCAUUCUGGCAGCCUACAUUAUCCAAUCUGAGGUGGGGGAUUACCACCCAGAGGAUCACCCCCCAGGCUACGUGUCUGAGUUCAAGAUGCUACCAAAACAGAAUGCCAAAAUGGAGGAAGAAAUCAUGGAAAUUCACAAGACCCUAGCAGGACAGGUACCAGCAGAAGCGGAGGCCAAUUUCCUGAAGAAGGCAGCCACCCUAGACACGUACGGGGUGGAUCCACAUCAGGUCAAGGAUCAGAAGGGUGUUUCUCUGUAUCUUGGUGUCACACAUCAAGGCAUUAUGACCUUUCAUGGAAGUCGCCGGACACAGCUGUACAAAUGGAGCCAAAUUAAGAAGAUGCCUACAUAUGAAGGAAAGACAUUCAUUUUACAUGUCAGUGUUGCAGAGGAUGAAGACCAAACAAAUAAUAAAAAGCAUAACCUUUCAUUUAUAUGUACGGGACCCAUUGAAAAGCAGAAACCAAUAGGUUACAAAUGUGAUACCCUGGCUGCUUGCAAAUAUCUCUGGAAGUGUGCUGUAGAGCAGCAGUUGUUCUUCACGUUACAGAACUCAGCCCAUCCACCCAAGCUACGAUCAGGACACAGUUUGUUCUCCAGGGGCUCAAAGUUUAGAUUCAGUGGAAGAUGUCAAAAUGAGGCUUUUGCUGCCAGUGAGGAGAUCAAGAGAAAUGAACCCAAUUUUAACAGAACCUCUUCCUUGCCAAACUAUGGUAGAAAACCAGACAGCAAGUAUUCUCCAAACAAACAUAAAUCUAUGACACUUGAGAUUCCAAUUAAGGAGGAUAAAAGAAAAUACAGGGUUAACAAGGGGUUACGCAGGGAGUCUGCUGUGGAUGUACCCAGUAAAGAACCAAGUAUAAAGGCAGACAUUGUACAAGCCCCUGUAACAGCCCCUGUCGCAGCCCCUGUAGCUACCCCAGAGGACUCCGUGGUGUCUGAAGUGGUGGAACCAGAGAAAAUUACUGCCACAGAAACAGAACCUCUGAAACAAAAUGGCAGUCUGCCAGCUACGGUUCUCAACCCUCAAAGUGAUGAGAUGCCCCCCUAUGAGCCUAACCAUACAGUGAUUGAGGAGCAGUCCCCAGUCAAGGAGGGUCAAGGUCGUCAGGAGAUUUCAGACAGUGAUGAGGAUGAGGAGGAGGUAGUGAAGCCCAGCCUAGAGGAUCAGAUCAAGGAUUUGGAGGAAGAGAUUGAGAGGAAGAGUAGCUUCUCUGGAUCUUAUCAGCCUGAGGCUGAAGUACAGGAAGAAGCAGUCCUCACCACAGUGCCCAAAUCCAGCAAUAACAUCCUGUCAGCACCACUCACACAGAAUCACGUGGGUAACUCCACAAAGAGCACCGCGGUGGAGACCACCAGCACGGGAGGUGGCUGCUGUAGGAUGUUCCUCUUUACUUUCUUUUUUGUGUUUCUCACCCUAACAGUCACAGCCAUUACUCUGUUGAGUUCUAACUUAGACCAUCCAUUGCUAACUCAACUCAGACAGCACCUGCAGUUUGUCAAUCCUGUCAGAGAUUAUGUCAUGGACAGAAUUAAUUCUUUCUUGUCCUAGGUUGUAGGAACUUUGGAGAUUUUUGCUAAUUCACACAUUGUUCACCACAGAGAGAGCUAAUGUGAUGAACUAUUCUACUUUUUGGUAGUGGGACUUUGUCUAUAAGACAAGAGAUUACAUAUCUAAAUUUAUGGAAUAUAUAUGUGUAGGUACAUAAACUGCAAAUAAAAUGGAAGAAAUAUUGCUCCAUAAUAGAAACAUUUCAUUUAUUUUUAUGUUUAAAACAUUUACUCCACUACUACAUUUGUUGUUUUUAAAACGCUUUUUUGCAUUUUUUGUUCAUUUUUUUUACAAUCAUGUAUGUUGAAUCUUUUAUGUGAAAAAAGUGGAUUAUAACAUUUGAAGAGGGAAAGGUGUAAAAAUGACACUUCAGUAAAGUGAACUUUAAAGUAUUGCUAUUUUUAGAAAGGGUUGAGAACGGCAGCUAAAGCUUAUGAUUGAACUAUCUUGUGUUACAUUCAUAUCUUUUGAAUUUUUUUGUUAUGUCUUUGUUAUCUUCUCUAGAAUCUGAGCUUUAAUCAUUUCUAACUUUCAGCUUUUAAAUCUAUAAACUUUCAGUUUUUUUAUUCUCACAAACUAAAAGCUUUCUUAAUCUCACUCAGUUAGUUUCUCAGUGUGUAUUUCAAGGUCUCAUUUUUUUUCAUAAGGUCUCACUGAGCUUAUAUAUGCUUUUAUAUGCAUUUUCCUUGCUGUCUGCAUUCAUUUUUUAGCCCUUUGUCUCUCUUGGGUAAGAAAAAUACUGUAUCUAUUAAAAUUUUUGAAAAUAGUGACUUAGCAGAAUUUUUUUCAUUUGUCUACAUAGAAAAAUAUAUUUCUAUUUAUAUCAUUAUGCUUAAUCAACAUUUUUGUUAUUUGUGUUUUAUGAAAUAUUUUAAACCAUCGCUAUAUGUUACGUGUACAUUUUAAAGUAAUAUAUUAUAACUUUUAAAACUUUAUAUUUUAUUGUACUGUUUUUUGCAAGCUGGACCAAUUUUUUUUUCUUGUGAUUUAUAUUUUACUUGUGUUUUCCUUUCGUACAUAUUUUUACUAGUCUCUUGAAGGUGCAUUAAUUGAAAAAUUAAUUUGAAAAAAUUAAGCUAUAAAAUAAAUUCGAUUGUAGUAUUUACAAUAGUUUUUAAUUCAGUAUACAUGUACAGGCAUUCAAAAUAUAUUAAAGGGUGUGUCAUCUUGAUCUUUGGGUAAAAUAAUGAAGUUACAAAAAAAAACAAACAAAUGACAAGUUCAGAGGGGAAUUGCAGCAUUUUCAUCAUUUAGAUAUAAACAUUUCUAUUUCAUAUUUUUUCUGUUAUAACCAUGUACAAAAAAAUCAGUAUGUACUGUAAUAGACUGACAAUAAUGACUUAUGUUUUCUGGUCAGUAAAGGCAUUAUGGGCAUUUUGAAGUUGAUCACUUACCCCAAACAAAUGGCCUGUCUUUUCAUGAAAAGAUUUAUUAUUGUUGGGCUAACUACUAAAUUAAGGACUUUAUAACAGAAAUCCUUGUAAAACCACUCAUGACUGUGUCAAAUUAGCAGUCUUUUAUCAUCUUUUGGAUCUAAGGAAAAGACAGUAUUAUUCCAGGAAAAUCUCACGGAUUGUAGUUAAGUUUCCAAAUGGGGAGGAAUUUUUGCUCUCAACAUUAAUGUAAUUAUAUUACAUGUUGUAGUAAACAAAAAGACAUUGGAUUUCUCAGAUUCAAAAAAAGGAAUGCCAAUAUUUUUUUUAUACUUUUUGUGUACAAAGAGAAUAGAAUAGAAAAUUUGUGUUUUUUCUUUGAUUGUUCUGCAUGCAUGUAUAAUAAAUUUAUUAUUGUAUGUUAGUUUUGUGCAAUAAAUUUCACUACAAGCAGUGAUGUGAUUAAGUAAAUUUUGGCCAUGAUUUAUUUGAAAGACAUUUCCAAAAAAAAUUUUCGCACUGUUCAACAGUAAGGUUACACUAAAGAUAAUAACUUGAUUGAAUUCAUUAAUAGAAUCAAACAGAAAUUUAAGCCAAAAGAAAAAAAAAAAUCAAAAUUACAGUAACAAGAAGAAAACAACAACAACACACAGAUCUGUUCACUGAGUAAGCAAAUUGAUAUGUUCUUUUUAAUGUGUACGAAACAGAAUGAGUGGGUAAAUUAUAAUGUAUUUUAAACAAACUCUCAUUGUUUUUAAUGUUGAUAAAGUCAGAAAAUAUGUAACUUAAUGUAGCCUUUUUUAUAUAAUUUUGUUUGCCCUUUUUCUGUGUUCAUGUGAAUGUAUUUCUCUGCUUUCUGCAGUACAUAACAUCAGCUGGGUUUUCUUUUUUCGCCUUUGUAAGGAUUUUCGUUUUCUGUUAGUAUUUUUCAUAGCUUUUCCUGUACUUAGUUUUUUAAGUGUGUUUGUGAAAAAAGCUACAAAAAUAUACAAGAGAUAACCAUUGCAUGGUGUGGGGAACCAUAUUUUGAAGUCAGUUAUGGAUCUCUGUAUUGUCAGAAAACAGGAAGACAAUGCUGAACAGCAAACACAGAAAGGCCAGUCUGAGAACACAUGGUAUGGAUGGGCACUCAGCCAAAAUGACAACUGUCAUGGAGUUGUUUCUCUGACCUAGUUUAUUGCAGAAAGCACUGAAGAAAGUGAGUUAGGCCUGUCUUAUUUUAUGUAAAACCAGGGCAUUCAUUGGACUAAUUUUUAUGUGAUAGUAGAUACAGAUUAAAGUAAAAUGCUUACUAAAAUGGAAGGCAUAAUAUGAAUGCAAGGAGGUUCAGACAUUUUUUUUCAUUCUUCAUGCUUUGUCCUGAACAAAUUCACACAUAACAUAGACCAUGUAUGAUUUUUAGUAUUGGUUGUGGACCAGAUAUAGUUGUCCUAUAAUGAUAUUGACUGUAUAGGUAUUUUACAGCUCUGAAGGACUUAGUGAUUCUGAGGGUCAAAGCUGCGGUUUUUUUUCUUUAUACAGAGAUAUUCAGAGGACCAUUUGGUACUCAUUACUUGACAUAAUUUUUUUUGUAAAACUGUAGAAUGCAUUUUAUUCAUUUAUGACACUAACCUUUAUUUAAAUUUUUAAGUCCUUAGUGUAAUAAUAUAUCUGUAUUAUUAUUACAUGUACAUUAUAAUAUAUAUAAAAAAAAUUAUACAUAAGCUUUCUAAAAUUUUAUUUUGUACUAGUGGCUUAAAUUAUAUUCAUAACCUGAACAAAAUUUUGACCUAUGAACAUAUACCACAACAUUCUCUGCGAUGUAAAACUACUUUAUUAAACUGAAUAGUGUUCAAAAAGAUGAUAUUUUAUCAACUCUGGCUGCAUGUUGUUUAGAAGUGUACCAUCACUUGUUUAUACAAAUGUCUGUGAUUUUUCACUCCAAUGUAAGAAUAUUUUGUUGCAGUAGGUAGUUUGGUCUGAGAUCAGCCGUGAUAUGGAAUUGGAAAUUUUGACCAUUUAGUUGUAUUGUUUUUUGUUUGCAUCAACUUGAAUAAAAUGCAGAAUUAAU
Saccostrea cuccullata (small rock oyster) is the source of this 5465-nucleotide messenger RNA. RefSeq names its product FERM domain-containing protein 5-like. Gene Ontology annotation, cellular component: cytoskeleton. The coding region runs from base 96 to 2042 and encodes 648 amino acids. The record is from RefSeq and is a predicted model, not a curated record. The transcript has 17 exons. Lineage: Eukaryota; Metazoa; Mollusca; Bivalvia; Ostreida; Ostreidae. Gene Ontology annotation, molecular function: cytoskeletal protein binding.